Phascolarctos cinereus (koala) is the source of this 1895-nucleotide messenger RNA. It is a transcript of the gene PPP1R8, whose product is annotated as protein phosphatase 1 regulatory subunit 8. Gene Ontology annotation, molecular function: protein binding. The record is from RefSeq and is a predicted model, not a curated record. NCBI's taxonomy places the organism in Eukaryota, Metazoa, Chordata, Mammalia, Diprotodontia, Phascolarctidae.
GAACAUAAUGGCCAAGGCUCAAACCCCAACGCACAGGCCGAUGUGAAGGGCGGGACAGAGCAGCGCAUGCGCUCUGGAUCUCGGAAUUAGGUCUUUGAGAUGAGGGGUCUGUUUCAGAGGAGGGGGUGGAGGAACGCGCACGGACUGCUGGGAUCUCUCUCCUCGCCUCCCCUCCCCAGUUCAGUCCUCCCACUUCCCGGCAUGCUUUGGGUUCUCCAAAUGGGAGGGGGAGACGCAAGAUGGCGGCAGCCGCGAACUCAGGCUCUAGUCUCCCGCUGUUCGACUGCCCGACUUGGGCAGGUAAACCCCCACCUGGUUUACAUCUGGAUGUAGUCAAAGGAGACAAGUUAAUUGAGAAACUGAUCAUUGAUGAAAAGAAGUAUUACCUGUUUGGGAGAAACCCUGAUCUAUGUGAUUUUACCAUUGAUCACCAGUCUUGCUCUCGAGUCCAUGCUGCCUUGGUCUACCACAAGCAUCUGAAGAGAGUUUUCCUAAUAGAUCUCAACAGUACACACGGCACAUUCUUGGGUCACAUUCGAUUGGAACCUCACAAGCCACAGCAGAUCCCCAUCGACUCCACAGUCUCAUUUGGUGCAUCUACCCGGGCAUACACUCUUCGUGAGAAGCCUCAGACAUUGCCAUCAGCCGUGAAAGGAGAUGAGAAGAUGGGUGGAGAGGAUGAUGAACUCAAGGGCCUACUGGGCCUCCCAGAAGAGGAGACUGAGCUUGAUAACUUGACAGAGUUCAACACAGCCCAUAACAAACGGAUUUCCACUCUCACCAUUGAGGAAGGGAAUUUGGACAUCCAGAGACCAAAGCGGAAGCGGAAGAACUCUAGGGUAACGUUCAGUGAAGAUGAUGAGAUCAUCAAUCCGGAGGACGUGGAUCCUUCUGUUGGCAGAUUCAGAAACAUGGUACAGACUGCAGUGGUCCCAGUCAAGAAGAAACGUGUCGAGGGCCCUGGCUCCCUCAGUUUGGAGGAGUCAGUAAGCAGGCGCAUGCAGAACUUUCCAUUCAGCGGAGGAUUGUAUGGGGGUCUGCCCCCUACCCACAGUGAGGCAGGCUCUCAGUCACAUGGCAUCCAUGGGACUGCGCUCAUUGGUGGCCUGCCCAUGCCCUACCCAAACCUCGCUCCAGAGGUGGACUUGACCCCUGUGGUGCCAUCAGCAGUGAAUAUGAACCCUGCACCAAAUCCUGCGGUCUACAAUCCUGAAGCUGUAAACGAGCCCAAGAAGAAGAAAUAUGCAAAGGAGGCUUGGCCUGGCAAGAAGCCCACACCCUCCUUAUUGAUUUGAUAUUUUUGGUCCUGGGGUGGGGUGGGAACUGGGUGGAAGGGUGGUUUGGGGGGCUAAUGAACUGAGGAAAAAAAAUUUUCCAUAUGUGCAGUAUCGUCUUUCAGAAUGUCUCUUGGUGUCCUAACCAUGUAAUUUUAAGACUGGGGCUGGGGCUGGGGUUGAAAUAUCCCGUUAAAGAUCUGUCUUCAGAAUGCUUUCUAUGUAUAGAAAUUUAUUUCAUGCAUCCUUUGAGCUAAACUGCCUAGCCAUCUUUUCUCCAGUCCCUUCAACCUCCCUUUUAGGAUCAUUUUUUUAUUUGAAGUUUUUAUAUAUAUAUAUAUAUAUGUAUAUAUAUAUAAAAAUUUGUAAUGAACACCAGGCCCUCGUCUCUGAAAAUUCAAGAUGAGUUGGAUGGCCAUAUGGCAGGAAAGCUGCUGGUGUUACUGAUGAUGUAGGUCAUGUGACCUGAUUUGUAUUUGCUGUACCUAAAAUACCCAGAUAGUUUUGAUUUUAAUGAAUUUCCCCUGUGACAGUAGGGGUCUCAUGGAUUAUAGGCUGGUCAGAAGAGGGUUCUAAAGCUCUUCAUGGGAACCUUAUUUAGGUUUAAACUUUAAGCUUUUC